ACCCAUUUUUUCCCAUUUACCCAAAACCUCUAUCAUUGAGCUUCCAAGUCCAUGACCUCAUAUCUCUCUCCAAAACUAAUUAUUUAAAACCCUCACUCUUUCCACAGCUUCUUUAAGUUCUUGGCAGCAUAGAGGGAGAGAAUUUGAGAUCAGCUUCAGAGGAAAAAGGUGAAAGAAAAAGAAAAUUAAAUGGGAAGUUUAGAGGAGGAAAAACUAGUUCAAAUGGUGGAUGAUUUUAUUGAGUCUACUGAAACACCAACUUCUUGUUCUUCUUCUGCUUCUUCAAAUUCUCUUACUUCCAAAACCCAUCAUCUUUUCAGUUUAAAGGAGAUUCUUGGGAGUGGGAGAGAAGCAGAAGGAGAGGUGGCUGAGGCUGUGACGAAGCAUCUCAGAAAGAAACUGGAAUCUCCCAAAACCACCAGUUUGAAGAAAUGGCUUGUGAUGAAGCUCAGGAUGGACGGCUAUGAUUCCGCUGAUCUUUGCCACACCUCUUGGGUCACUUCCAUAGGGUGCCCAGCAGGGGAAUAUGAGUACAUAGAGACGAAAGUGGAGGAUGAAUUUGGGAGGCCAAAGAGGAUGAUAAUAGACAUAGAGUUCAAGGCACAGUUUGAAGUUGCAAGGCCAACAGCAGCCUACAAGCAGCUCACAGAAGCACUUCCAACAGUGUUUGUAGGGACUGAGGAAAGUGUUUUUAGAAUAAUCACAAUCCUAUGCUCAGCAGCCAAACAGUCCCUUAGGGAGAGUGGGCUCCACAUACCCCCUUGGAGGACCUCCACUUACAUGCAGAAUAAAUAUAAGAGAGAAGAAACAGAAGAAGAAAAAGAAGAAAAAGGAAGUGCUUUUAAUUACAGGUGGAAGCCUCCCAUGGUGAAGCAAAGGAGGAGGCUUUGGAGUGGACCCUCUGCCUUGUCUACUCAAUUUUCUAACAUGAGUAUUAAUUGCUGCUGAUCAUGGGCCAAUCUUGAACUCCCAUGGUGAAUCCACUGAUUUCUACGCUUUCGUUAUUGUUGGAUUGGCUGUCGGGUAUGCUUGAUACUGCUGCGAGCCAAGCUGUCUCCUUUCCCAAAAAAUUUUGAUCCAAAUCUCUCUAUGUUAAAAAUGUUUGUUUUAGUUCCAACAAAGAAUACAGUGAGAAUUUGCAUUUCUGACUUUUACAAACGUAUACGAACUCACAUCGACUAUUUUGAUCCCUAUCAAA
This is a messenger RNA of Momordica charantia (bitter melon), 1198 nucleotides long. RefSeq lists its product as uncharacterized. NCBI's taxonomy places the organism in Eukaryota, Viridiplantae, Streptophyta, Magnoliopsida, Cucurbitales, Cucurbitaceae. The record is from RefSeq and is a predicted model, not a curated record.